CUACCUUGUCUAUAAAGAUGUUCGUUGCUAAACUCGAUAUUGCAUUCAACCUAAACGUUCCGCAUCACACGAAUCGCGAGGAAAUAUUGGUAGUUGCGUGAACGGUGCAUUUCUACGUGGAACGAAGAAUCUUUGUAUCCGACGUGUGUUUAACGAGUGACACUUCACAUCUCGAGACGUUGAGAAGCUAAAAGCAGACAACAGACAGGAUGAAAACUAAAAACAGAUCACUCCUAAGCAAGCUGUUCAAGUGUUACUCCAAAGAGGACGGACAGCUUCAAAGUGCAACAAGUGCAAGUACGUCUGACGAAAAUAUCGACGACAAGAUAAGGGAAGCGUGCAAGGAUCUAGUCCUUUCCGACGAACAGCUCAAACUGGUUAUGGAGAGAUUGACUUAUGAGAUGAAGAGAGGUUUGGGCAAGGAAACUCACAAGGACGCCAUUGUAAAAUGUUUUACAACUUACGUGCAAGAUCUUCCCAAUGGGACUGAAAAAGGUAAUUUCCUGGCUUUGGAUCUUGGCGGUACGAACUUCCGUGUUCUGCUGAUUACUCUGGACGGUCAGAAUUUCGAUAUGAAGAGCAAAAUCUAUGCGAUACCUCAGAGUCUUAUGCUGGGAACCGGUACUCAGUUAUUUGAUCAUAUUGCUCAAUGUCUUGCUCUUUUUAUUAAGGAUCUUGGAAUGCAGGAUCAAGUAUUGCCACUUGGAUUUACCUUUAGCUUCCCUCUCACUCAGCGUGGGCUUACCCAGGGUGAGCUGGUUAGGUGGACCAAGGGGUUUAAUUGUAGCGAUGUCGUAGGCAACGACGUUGUUGCUUUACUGGAAGACGCUAUUGCUAGGAGAAAUGAUGUUAAGAUCGAUGUUUGUGCCAUUUUAAAUGAUACGACCGGUACCCUGAUGUCCUGUGCAUGGAAAAAUAGAAAUUGUCGAAUCGGUCUCAUCGUUGGUACUGGCAGCAAUGCAUGCUAUGUGGAAAAAACUGAGAACGUCCAAUGCGCCAAUCUCAAUGAUUAUGAACGGCAAAAGCCAUAUAUGCUGAUCAAUACCGAAUGGGGUGCCUUUGGGGAGCAGGGUACUCUUGACUUUAUCGUCACAGAAUACGAUCGUGCGAUCGAUGACAAUUCCAUCAAUCCAAAGAAACAAAUUUUCGAGAAGAUGAUAUCCGGAAUGUACAUGGGUGAGCUGGCGAGACUGGUGCUCGAAAAGCUCAUAGAUGCAGGACUUCUAUUCAACGGCAAAUGUCCGACUAAUUUGAAGAAACGUGGUAAAUUCUUCACGAAAUACGUUUCCGAAAUCGAGAGCGAUCCCAAAGGAAAGUACACGAAUUGUCGGCAAGUCCUAGCUGAGCUGGGAAUCAACAAUGCAUCCGAUCAGGACUGUGAAAACGUGAGGUACGUUUGCUCCGUAGUGUCGAGAAGAGCCGCUCAUUUAUCGAGCGCUGGCAUCGCCACUCUCCUUAAUAAGAUGGGAGAGAACAACGUGACCGUCGGAAUCGAUGGUUCCGUUUACAGAUUCCAUCCUCAUUUCCAUGACCUCAUGACCGAAAAGAUUAGCCAGCUGCAAAGCCAUAAGUUCGGCCUGAUGCUCUCUGAAGAUGGUAGCGGUCGUGGUGCAGCGUUGGUCGCUGCCGUAGCAUCGCAAAAGCGGUGAAGACGAUAACGGCGGCGCCGUAUCUACUUAAUAUCGAAAAUUUAGACUAAAUUAUAUAAAGUAACGAUAAAUUGACACAUUUCUGUACAUAGAGCACAAACGUAGCUUAGGUCGUCGGCACAAGGAAAUACCGGCCGAUGCUCGAUUCCUACACGAACUUGAUAUGGAUCUUACCGUUGGUCCUUUUUCAAGCACGCAUGUGAAAAGCUAAAUGGAGUACCAAGCCUUCUUUUAAACAGACUGUAAUGGGAGGAUAGAGACUCGUUCACGGAGAUCGAAAAGAAGAAAACGAAGAUAAUGAAUAACAUUUUUUGUGCCCUCCCGUUCGACAAGAAGAUAUAAAUAUAUAUAGUUCCCGUGCUAACUUUGAAUUCUUGAUAUGAGCCGAUGAAAUAUCUUUGAGACACGGCCAAACUCUCAACUCUAAAAAUAACGUCAUUGAUGGAUUAAGAACGAGAUGGUACGCGAGACACAGAUUGAACUACCAAAAAGCGUAACUGCCAAAACAAAUUCAGAGAGAAUGGAAAGCAUACGUAACGAUCGCACAGUUGGAUUACUAAAACUUUAAGAAAAAAGUAAAUAAUUUCAAAUAGCGUUGUACAUGUGCACUAAAAAAUUAGUUACAGCUACUUAAUUCUUUUGUAAAGGUCGUAGAGCGAAGUUUACUAUUAAUUUAUUUUCCACCGGGUGUUAGCGUGUCUCAGUGUAAAGCGCCCGGUCGUAUCGGGAAGUUCAAACUGAGAAAUACGAAUCAAGGCGAUCGAAGAAACGAACUAAUAGUUUCUCCGGUGAAAUACAAAAAUUCAUGUUGAACGAUUUAUACAUUUACGAACAAUUUAUAUUUAUUAUAUUGCCAUUUUAUCCUAAGGUACAGUAACUGGUACCGCAUGCAGGAGCGAGUGAAUAUAAGGGGACAAUUCGGUGUGUGACACAAUGAAAGAUUGUUUUCCAACAUUCUUAGGCUCAAGGUCGUCAAAUCCAUCACUCACGAGUCUACAGAGAAAAGAAUAAAGUUCAGACUCAUUUGUAUCUACAGAGUGUACUAAGGUAUACUUCGCUGACGUAUUAAUCGAGUUAUGCCACAACGCGGCCCACGUGCACUUUCACCGUUUCAUUAUGAAACUUGCGCCUGCCCAUUUAUUAACUUUUCAAGCACGCGGCAAUAGGUUUUUCUACCUCGACGCGAUACGAGGACACCACAUAAAGACGAUGUCCGCGAGUGAAUGCGUUGUACGCCUGAGAAUGUGUGAUGCGCGGGAUUAUUUUAAAGAAAAGUUGUACUGUUUUCUAGCAUAAUCGAGAAUAACCUCGUAGUGUUAUAGAGAAAAGGAAGAGAAAGAAAGAAAUUCUGCGCGUAAGGAAUAGUGUCCCCGCGUAUACGUAUACGUAUGUGUGUAUGGCCGUGUUGUGUGUGUGUGUGAGGGUAGGGAAAAAAAAGAAAAUUGAGGGAGACGAUUGGCGUGGGGAAAGAGAAGGAGAGUGAGAGAGAAACAGAGUAUCCGUGAGUCCGUGUAAAGAGAAGAUGAAAAAAACGAAAUGAUAUGAAAAUUAUUCGAUUGUUCCCCGCCUCUCUAUUACAAUUCAUUAUCUGCGAUGUGAUAAAACGUUACGAGUGAUAAACUGAAUACACAUACCGCCGGCAUAAAAUGUUUACAUGAUAA
Messenger RNA from Cephus cinctus (wheat stem sawfly), 3310 nucleotides. It is a transcript of the gene Hex-A, whose product is annotated as hexokinase type 2. Lineage: Eukaryota; Metazoa; Arthropoda; Insecta; Hymenoptera; Cephidae. The transcript has 7 exons. Gene Ontology annotation, cellular component: mitochondrion; cytosol. Gene Ontology annotation, biological process: glucose 6-phosphate metabolic process; glycolytic process; intracellular glucose homeostasis. Bases 210 to 1649 code for a protein of 479 amino acids. Gene Ontology annotation, molecular function: D-glucose binding; fructokinase activity; mannokinase activity. The record is from RefSeq and is a predicted model, not a curated record.